AUGAGUUAGACUGCAGAUAACCUUGAAGAAGGUGAAGUUAAACCAGUUGAUUCUACUCCAGUAUGGGGUGGUGAAUAAAGUGCAGGCGGUUGGCAAGUAGAUGAAGUGAAAAAAACUUAGGACUCAUAAUAGGGUCGCGAUGAAAUAAAGGAGAAUAAGGACAGCAAUGGCUAGAAUGGAACAGCUGCAGAAUCAGGAGGUUGGGGAGAUCAAAAAUAAUAGCAAUAAUCAUCUUGGGGAGAAACUAAAGCUGAAACUAAUGAUAAUGCUUGGGGAUCUGGAACCACAGGAUUUGGAAGCUCUUCAACUGCAGACAAUGGUGGAUCAUCAUGGGGAGGUGGAUCAAAUUCCUGGGGAGGAGGAGGAAAUUCAGAUAAUGGAUUUUAAUCAGAUCGACCCAGAGGUAGAGGAAGAGGAGAUGGAUUCAGAGGAGAUCGUGGAGGAGGUUUUAGAGGCAGAGGAGAUAGAGGAGACAGAGGAAGAGGAGAUGGAUUUAGAGGAAGAGGAGACAGAGGUGACAGAGGUGGAUUCAGAGGAAGAGGAGAUAGAGGUGAUCGAGGUGGAGAUAGAGGUGAGAGACGAGGAGGAUACAGAGGAGGAAGAGAUAAUGGCGGAAGCUGGGGUGGAAAUUCUAAUAAUAAUAAUGGAGGAGGUAAUACUUGGGGAAGUAAUGGAGAUAGUAAUUAAUGGGGAAAUUCAGAAAACAAGGAUAAUUCUGGAGGUGGUUGGGGUAGUACUUCAACAAAUGAAUAACCUGCUUAAUCUGGCGGAUGGGGAAGUACAACAGAACAACCAGCCCAAUCUGGAGGAUGGGGAAAUUCUACUCAAUAACCAGCUCAGUAAGCAUCAGAAGGUUGGGGAAGUAAAACAGAACAGCAGCCAUAGUAGGCAGAAUAAACUUAAGGUGGAUGGGGUUCUACAACUGAAUAACCAAAAUAAUCAAAUAGCGCUUGGGGGUAAGCAACUGAAUAACCAGUUUAAUAAUCCAAUGGAUGGGGAAAUUCUACCUAAGAAUAACCAGCAUAAUAAUCUGGAGGUUGGGGAUCAACAACAACAGAAUAGCCUCCUUAGUAAUCAGGAGGAUGGGGAUCAACAACAACAGAAUAACCACAAUAAUAAGGAGGUUGGGGUUCAACAACAGCAACAUAAGAUUAACCUUAGUCAGGAGGAUGGGGAUCCACAACUGAAUAAGCUACAACAUCAGGUGGAUGGGGAAGCAGUGAUUAACCAGCUUAAUCAAGUGGAGGCUGGGGAGGUUCAUCAGAUUAAUAAAAUGGAAAUUCCUGGGGAGGAGGAUCUGGAGAUGGACAAAGAGGUAGAGGCAGAGGAAGAGGAGAUCGUGGAGACAGAGGAGGUUUUAGAGGUAGAGGAGAUGGUUUUAGAGGAAGAGGAGAUAGAGGAGGAGGAGAAGGAUAUAGAGGAAGAGGAGAUGGUGAAGGAUAUAGAGGAAGAGGAGAUGGAGAAGGAUAUCGAGGAAGAGGAGAUGGAGAAGGAUAUAGAGGAAGAGGAGAUGGUUUUAGAGGAAGAGGAGAUAGAGGAGAUCGAGGAGGAUUCAGAGGAAGAGGGGAUAGAGGAGAUAGAAGAGGUGGAUUUAGAGGAGGAAGAGAUAAUGAAAAUUCAGGCAACGGUGGAGGCUGGGGAGGAUCAUCAAAUGAUUAAGCCGGUGGAGGAUGGGGAUCUACUGCAACUGAAUAGCCUGCAUCAAGUGGAGGAUGGGGAUCUACAGCAACUGAAUAGCCUGCAUCAAGUGGAGGAUGGGGAUCUACAGCAACUGAAUAGCCUGCAUCAAGUGGAGGAUGGGGAUCUACAGCAACUGAAUAACCAGCUUCUAGUGGAGGUUGGGGAUCUACAGCAACUGAGUAACCAGCUUAAAAUGGAGGAUGGGGAAGCACUACAACUGAAUAGCCUGCUUCAAAUGGAGGUUUGGAGUCUACUAAAGCACCAGAAUAACCUACUUAAAAUGGAGGUUGGGGGUCUAGUAAAGCGACCGAAUAACCUGCCUAAAAUGGAGGCUGGGGAUCUACGGCAACAGAAUAACCUGCUUAAAAUGGAGGCUGGGGAUCAACGACAACUGAACAACCAGCUUAAAAUGGAGGAUGGGGAGCAUCUAAAGCAACUGAACAACCAGCUUAAAAUGGAGGUUGGGGAUCUACAGCAACUGAGUAACCUGCCUCUAAUGGAGGAGGAUGGGGAUCUACAGCAACUGAAUAACCUGCUGCAAGUGGAGGUUGGGGAUCUACUGCAACUGAAUAGCCAGCUUCAAAUGGUGGUUGGGGUUCUACAACAACUGAUCAACCUGCUUAAAAUGGAGGAGGUUGGGGAAGCAGCAAUAAUGAUUAACAGCAAUCCAAUGGAUGGGGUUCCAAUAAUCACUAAUCGAAUGGAAAUGGUGAAAGAGGAAGAGGUCGAGGUAGAGGACGUGGUCGUGGUGGAGAUAGAGGACAAGAUCGAGGAUUUGAUAGAGGAUUCGAUAGGAGUAAUAAUAAUGAGAAUGGUGGAGGAGAUUUUCCAACUUAAAAAAGAGUAAAACCUAAUCCUGUGGUAAUUACAAUAUCAGAUGAUGAAAAUGGCAAGGCUUCUCCUCAUUUCAGUGAGGAUGAAUUAGAAAAGGCAAAUAUAAUUAAUGAAGCUUUAAAGUAAACUGUUGAUGCCAAACCUAUUACUUUGUAACUCCCUGCUUUAGAUGCUAAAUUUUCUCCACUUUAUAAUCCUGAACCUGAUCCUGAUAGCUUAAAAACCGAUAAUUUAUGUCAUUUAAAGGGAGGUCUUUAUCCUCAUGAGUAAUACAGAAAAGUGAAAUUCGUGUACACGGGAGGAAUCAAAGUAGAUUCAGAAAGGUAGCCAGUUGUUAACUUAGUUACUUUUGAUAAUGAUUUAGAAUUUAUUGAAUCUUGUCCAAAAGUUGAUCUAGCUGAAAAAUAAGGAAUUGAGACUGUGUUUUUGAGUCCAUUAAUAAAUGAGUAUAGAAUACUUAAAAAUGAAUUGGUUUAAUUAAGAUAAGAAGAGAGGAGAACAUAAAUUAGAAGAUAAUAUAUGGGGGUAGUGGAAGGAAUUGAUAAAGAAAACUAGGAUUUAAUAUGUUAAGUUGGAUUAGCAUUGUUGAAAGAAUAGAAAGCAAUAAAAUUAAAAUAUGGAUUUCUAUUUGCUGAAUUGACACUCUUUCAUAUAAAAUAAUUAUUUGGAAGUCUGGAUUAUGCAGAACAUUAAUCAUUAUAAGCAAAAGAAAAAGAGCUUCGUCCUACUAAUUUAGUUUUUGUAGUGUCCAUAACUUAGAAAUGGUUGAAUGACGUGCCAAAAUUGAAAUGCAGAAGAAGAAAAGAGUUGUUAUGAUAUAUAAUAUUAAUAUUAUAAUUACAAAUUUAAAUUAAA
Paramecium tetraurelia is the source of this 3369-nucleotide messenger RNA. RefSeq lists its product as uncharacterized. The transcript has a single exon. The record is from RefSeq and is a predicted model, not a curated record. NCBI's taxonomy places the organism in Eukaryota, Ciliophora, Oligohymenophorea, Peniculida, Parameciidae.